AUGUGGGGCAAGUGUGCGCUGUCGAUAACGUCAGAUAUUUUUCUCGCUCAAGAAUUAUUAAAUCAUUGUGGUACAAGUUAUGACAUCACAUCAUUAUUCGGCAUAAUAUUUGCUGCGGUAUCAGGACACAUAAAAAUUCUAUUUCUACAUAUUUAUAACGAUAAUAUUAAAUUUAUCGUUACAAAUUUUAUAAAUGAUUGGAGUGUUAUUGAAGAUGAAAAAUCAAGAAAAAUAAUGCAUCGAUACUCGUCAUUGAAUAGAAUAUUGUUUUUUUGUAUAUUGACAUCAAUGUUUUGUUAUACAUUGAAAUUAACAAUUGAAGGAUUGCCACAGAAGAUUAUAAAAGAUAAUAUUACGGUUAUCGAACGUUUACUUCCAUUAAGUGCUAAGUGUUGGGAUUUUUCUAAUACACCAAUUGUCAUUUACGCUUUUCAAUUCGCGUGUCGUAUUUUUGAAUUUAUUAUUUACAAUAUAACUAGUUGUGGGAUAGAUUUAUACUUUUUUAUACUGACAAUGCAUAUUUGUGGGCAAAUGGAAAUAACUAACUCAAAUCUUAAAAAUUUCAAAACUAUUUCCAAUGGUGUAUUUGACAAAAAAAAAUUUUAUGGGAUUAUAGUUCGACAAAAGUAUUUAUUUGAUUUGAUAAAUUUAUUGCGCGAAUCGUUUAAUUAUACUAUAUUAACAGUACUAUUGAUAAGUGGAAUCCAUUUAAAUAUUAUAAUUAUUAUGAUUUUCAUAGCACUAAAAAAUAACGAUAUUAAUUCAGUGAUUCGAGACGCCGCUGGAACAAUAUUUUAUUUCUUUUCUCAAAUAUUUAUCUAUUGCUAUGCUGGUGAAAAAUUAUCGUCAGUUAUUCAAAAUUCGUGUUUCUCAGUUUACAGUUGUUAUUGGUACAAUUUUUCAAUAAAAACUCGUAAAGAUAUAAAAUACAUUAUGCUAAGAAAUAGUCAAGAAUUUCAUUUAACAGCUGGAAAAUUUUAUCAUAUGAAUUUAGAAAAUUUCACUAGUAUUGUUAAAACAUUGGUAUCAUUUUUCUCAGUAAUGAGAUUAGUUAUUUUUGAAUAA
Messenger RNA from Microplitis demolitor, 1065 nucleotides. RefSeq names its product odorant receptor 63a-like. Bases 1 to 1065 code for a protein of 354 amino acids. Gene Ontology annotation, molecular function: odorant binding; olfactory receptor activity. The record is from RefSeq and is a predicted model, not a curated record. Gene Ontology annotation, cellular component: plasma membrane. The transcript has 3 exons. Lineage: Eukaryota; Metazoa; Arthropoda; Insecta; Hymenoptera; Braconidae. Gene Ontology annotation, biological process: detection of chemical stimulus involved in sensory perception of smell; sensory perception of smell.